AUGGACAAGCGCAUAGGCUUCAUCGGCGCGGGCCAGAUGGCGGAGGCUCUGGCCCGAGGCUUCAUAGCCAAGGGCGUGUGCCGCGCGGAGCACGUGUUUGCCACAGACCCGGUGCAGGACCGCAAGGAGGUGUUCCGCAGCUUCAGCACCAACCCCGUGGACGGCAACAUCGAGGUGGUCCAGUCCGCUGACGUCAUCUUCAUCGCAGUGAAGCCGCAGUAUGUGUCGGUGGUGCUGCGCGAGGUGCGGCCUUACCUGGAGGACAGGCACACCAUCGUGUCCAUCGCCGCCGGCAUCACGCUGCAGUCGCUCAAGGCAAGGGAUGCGGCAGGGGAUGGGGUGCGGCUGGUGCGCGUUAUGCCAAACACGCCCUGCCUCGUGGGCGAGACCGCGGCAGCCAUGUGCCUGGGCGGCAAGGCGGACGACGGCGAUGCGGAGCUGGUGCGGCGGCUGUUUGACAGCGUGGGCAAGAUCUACAGGGUGGACGAGAAGCUGCUGAGCGCGGUGACGGGGCUGAGCGGCAGCGGGCCCGCCUAUGUCUUCCUCAUGAUAGAGGCGCUGGCAGAUGGAGGCGUGCGCUCGGGGCUGCCUCGCGACAUCGCCAACCAGCUGGCGGCGCAGACUGUGCUGGGAUCGGCCAAGAUGGUGCUGCAGACGGGCAAGCACUGCGGGGCGCUCAAGGACAUGACGUGCAGCCCAGCGGGCACCACCAUUGCCGGCAUUCACGAGCUGGAGCGGGCGGGCACGCGGGCGGCCUUCAUGAACGCCGUGCUCGCGGCCACGCAGCGGGCGGAUGAGCUGGCAAAGAUGGCCUGA
Molecule: messenger RNA, 816 nt
Organism: Chlorella variabilis
Lineage: Eukaryota; Viridiplantae; Chlorophyta; Trebouxiophyceae; Chlorellales; Chlorellaceae
Exons: 8
Coding region: 1-816 (271 amino acids)
Biological process (GO): L-proline biosynthetic process
Molecular function (GO): pyrroline-5-carboxylate reductase activity
Source: RefSeq, a predicted model, not a curated record